UAUAACUAUGCCAGAUAUCAGGUAGGCCGCUCUUGCAAUGUCCCCGCUGCCCUUAAACAAACCCACAAGCACACGAGGUGCUGAACGAGAUGUGUCAGGUCCCCCCAGUUUCUCCGUCUCCCCGGGGAGAUCCGGAUGAUGGUUUACAAAGCCCUGUUCGUGCUGGACAAACCAAUUGAAAUCAGGCGAUGUGCAGCUAGGGUCUGGUGCGCUGUGUAUCGCCAGUGGUGGCCAGUUGACUUUGAAGACCCCCGCAAGACAAUUCUGCAGCAUCAGAGCCAUCGCGACUGCCAGGCCAAAAUAGUCACCCUCCUGUCAACAGAUCUGUGCACUACAUCAGAUGCACAGCUUCAUGCCGCCCAUUUCCCAUGUGUCAAACUAUUGGACAGAGCCGGGUCUCGUUUGGAUCUGUCUGUGCUCCGGGCGUGCAGACAAACCUACACUGAAGCGAGACAUAUCCCUUAUACAGACAACGUUUUUGUUUCACAUGACCUGAGCUCUUUUUCCAACUUUUUGUACUGUUUGAAGAUCUGGCAAGUCCGGUCUAUCCGACAUCUUAAUUUUCAAAUCCUCGAGGCUCGUGGCAUGACAAAGUUUUUGGCCGAGUGGAAUGACCUCUUUUCGCUUCUUGCCACGGUAUGUGACUGCUUGCGGACUCUCUCGGUCCAGGUGCAGCUGUUUGACCCACCGUAUGCCUGUUGGAGUUCAUUCUGGGAUGCAGGACUGCUUGAACUAGACCGCUUGGAUCUGAAAGGAUUGUCAUUUGUCAUUCUGGACCGUGACGGAAAACUUUAUUUCGCUUAUACCGCAGGGAAUUUUGCACCAGCUAAAAUAUCGCUUUUGGGACGCGCCAAGUCUGUGUUGGACGUCGACUUAUUUGAAACUGUAGGGACAUUAAAACCAGCAAAGGGAAUAAUACAUAGCGAUUUAGUCUCUUUUCGUGCUUGCCGAAAUCGUUUUCGUGAGGCCCACGCAUACGAUGUAAAUAAUAAUGCCGAUGGCAGCAUUUUCUUCCGAUUCUCACCAAAUCCCUGCCCACUAUAUGUUCGCAACCUCAUUCAUCUUAUACCUCGAAGAAAUCGAUCUCAUGUCGACAUUCGACGGGAAGACCGGCUUGAGCGUGAAUACUCUACCUAUCAAUAUGCCUAUCAAGCUAAUGAGCAAGGCACGGAUAAAGUUGAUCGCAUCAUCGGGUAUCAGUUCGGAGGCGGUGGCUAUACCCCGGACAAUGAUGAAGUUGCUAGAAAUGUGGAAAGGGUACGCUUGGCUCGUAAUCGUUUAGCAGAAAGAAUGAAAUGGAGUGGCAGCGCCACUACUACUACUCGGGCAUCUAUACGCCAAAAAAAUUAUGAAACUCCAACCUAUUCUAGCCCCAUUGAAGCAAUUGCCGGGAAAAAUACGCUUAUAGAUAAUUCUCCGCUUGGUAGCUGGCGUCGCCGUCUCAACGAAGAAGUAUUUGCGCCGUUCUUUGAAUGCUUUCCACCGGAAAGAGUGACUGACAAAACUAAGCGCGGCCAAGCGUGGCAAUGUCAUGAGUGUGCGAUAUCAGCUACUGAUAUUCAAUGUUUUCUUUCUCAAUGAGCUCCCUGAACUUGUAGUUACUCUUACAAGCAAUCGAUAGUUGUACUCGUGGUUUCAA
Molecule: messenger RNA, 1639 nt
Organism: Talaromyces proteolyticus
Lineage: Eukaryota; Fungi; Ascomycota; Eurotiomycetes; Eurotiales; Trichocomaceae
Exons: 1
Coding region: 136-1581 (481 amino acids)
Source: RefSeq, a predicted model, not a curated record